Messenger RNA from Anopheles stephensi (Asian malaria mosquito), 1749 nucleotides. Its product is annotated as zinc finger protein 271-like. The record is from RefSeq and is a predicted model, not a curated record. The coding region runs from base 140 to 1516 and encodes 458 amino acids. Gene Ontology annotation, cellular component: nucleus. The transcript is spliced from 3 exons. Gene Ontology annotation, biological process: regulation of DNA-templated transcription. NCBI's taxonomy places the organism in Eukaryota, Metazoa, Arthropoda, Insecta, Diptera, Culicidae. Gene Ontology annotation, molecular function: DNA-binding transcription factor activity, RNA polymerase II-specific; zinc ion binding; RNA polymerase II cis-regulatory region sequence-specific DNA binding.
AUAACCGUUGACAGCCGCUGUCACUUUGAACAAAAACAUAAACAAAUCGGCUAGCCGACAUGGUUUUUGAAGAUAUAUAGCGUUGUGAAUAGUUCUAUCGAUUGUUUGCAAUAUUUUAUAGUUGUGGGCUGAUUUUCACAUGGCUGCAGAACUAUACACUACCACGUGCCGGUUCUGUUUAACACAAAGCGAUUCCGCACGAUGUUUCUUCGAGUUGUUCAGUGGCGAAGAAGAAGGCAGCCAGCUGCAGACGAUUUUGGGGACAGAGCUGCUACCUUCGGAUGAGUACACCAAAGUUUGUGCCGAGUGCGAAACCAACAUAAGCCUUGUCUUUAGCAUUACGAGCGAAAUUCGAAGGAUAAACCAAAUAUUUUGUUCACUUUUGCGAAAACAGCGCAGGGCAAGUGAUCGCGAAACCAUCGAGGUGUUACAAAUAACCGCCGUAGAGGAGAGCAACAGAAUUAAGAUAGAAAGGCUCGUGUCCGACGAUGAGGAAUACUUGUACGAAUUCGAUUCCGAUGGUAACGGAGAAAGAGACCUCCCAUCAUCAUCGUGUGGAUGUUUGUACUGUGAAGCGACAUUCCCAUCACAGGCCGAACUGGGUGAACACCAGCAGGAUUGUACCGGAUAUCAAUGUGAUGGUUGCAAUCAGACCUUUACCUUCUUCCAUCAACUGUUGGAGCAUAACUCCUGCCAGGCAAGCGAUGAGCAACGGCUGUGCAAGGUCAGCCAUUUGACGAAUGCCGACGAUCGUCUCGAACAUAACAAACUUCUGAAAUGCAUGGUUUGUGGCGAACAGUUCACUGAAACGGAGGAUUUUUGCAAACACAUAAAACGCCUUCACUCAGAACAGGCAAUCAUAUUCCAUCGGUGCGAUGUGUGUCCCAAGCAGUUCCUCUCGCUAACCGAUGCCCGUCACCAUCGAACAACACACACGGCACAGUGUGUAUCCCGAAAGCAACGCAACCGCUCCAAAUGUCCAUCGGAUGGACGCAAUGAAUGUGCUAUCUGCCGGGUCCGGUUCAAAUUCAAUCGCGAUCUGCUUCAACAUCUGGGAAGCGUGCACGCGGACGUUUCCGUGACGCUGUUCGAAUGUGCCACGUGUGGAAAGAAGUUUACCACCGACACGAAGCUGGAAAAGCACAAGUACAACAUGCACCGGGGCCGACAGCCGCAGUACUUCUGUUCGUACUGUGGCCGCUCGUUUAACAAACGGAUCGCGCUGCAAGAUCACGAAAGCACCCACCGUGGCGGGAAGACAUAUCACUGCGCCGAGUGCAGUCGUGCGUUUACGUACAAAAGCUCGUACGACCGGCACAUGCAGGUUGUGCACAGUGACACCAAGAGCUUCAGCUGCGCGUAUUGCCACAAAAGCUUCAAGCGGAAACCAACAUUAACGGUCCACUUGCGGUUGCAUACGGGCGAGAAACCGUACCAGUGCAGCGUUUGUGACCGCCAAUUCACCGACCCCAGCUCAUUUCACAAACACAAGCAGCGAGAACAUGCCGGGGAAUGAGCUUCCUACGACCAAAGGUUGCAAGUGGUGAUGUUUCUAUAUUUGAGGUAACGCGGAUCAGCUAAUGCCGGGCUGCAGUUCACAUGAUUAACUAGCUAUAAAUAAUUAGCCCCAGACCCCUGGGCCGACCGCGAGGGCGAUCAACAUUAUGCGGCGAUUCGAAGAAACUGUUCCGUUAUAUUUUAGUGUACUAAAAUACAAAACUUGUAACAAGCUUAUUUGCGAAAUUUUAA